AUGUUUCCUAUCCCAACAGGCAAGGGUCUACGGCUACCACCAAUACAGAAAGUUUUCCCAAAAGAAACACCAGAGGAGCGACUGGGUCGCUUAGAGAGGCAAGCAGCUGUCAAACAAGUAUUCGGUCGUUGCUGGGAAUCUUACAGGAGAUUUGCAUUAGCAAGGGACGAAGUCACCCCCAUCAGCGGCGGUGCCCGUGAUACAUUCGGAGGAUGGGGCGCUACCCUUGUUGACAGUUUGGACACUCUCUGGAUCAUGGGCAUGCGAGACGACUUCGAACGCGCCGUGAACGUCGCAGUUACUCUUAACUUCGAGACCACGAUGAUGGAGGAGGUCAAUGCCUUUGAAACGAACAUUCGUUACCUCGGUGGCUUUUUGGCCGCGUACGACCUCAGCGGAGACAAGCGACUUCUAAGCAAGGCCAAGGAGGUUGGUGACAUGCUGUAUGCAGCCUUCGAUACGCCGAACAGGAUGCCCAUCACACGUUGGCGCUUACACGAGGCUGCCAAUGGUACGGGGCAAGUCGCUCAAGACAAUGUCUUGCUCGCAGAGAUGGGGUCUUUUUCGAUGGAGUUUACAAGACUCUCCAUACUCACCGGAGAUGCCAAAUGGUUUGACGCGGCCCAGAAGAUCACCAACAUAUUUGCCGAGCAGCAAGACUCUACUCUCCUUCCUGGCAUGUGGCCAAUCCUGGGCAGUGCCAAAGAUGGACUCUUCAAUCAGCAUAAUGCAUUCACACUGGGAGCCAUGGCUGACUCGAUGUUCGAAUAUCUCCCGAAGACGUACGCGCUUUCUGGAGGUCUUCUGUCUAUCUACAAGUCCAUGUACGAAAAGGCUAUGGGGGCGGCGAUGAAGCAUAAUCUCUUCCGGCCCAUGGUACCCGACGAGAAAGACAUUUUGGUAUCUGCAAUGGUUAACGUACACUCCGAAGACGGUCAAUCGGAUGUGGAACUAGACCCAGAAGGACAACAUUUAGUAUGCUUCGUUGGUGGCAUGCUGGCAGUUGGGGCGAAGCUCUUUCACCUUCCCGAGCAUCUGGAGAAAGCGCAGAAACUGGUUGAUGGCUGCAUCUGGACCUACCAGGCGCUUCCUCUUGGUAUCAUGCCGGAAUCAUUUCACAUGUUGCCCUGUCCAUCUGAGAAGGCUUGCCGAUGGGAUGAAGAGGCUUGGAAGAAAGAGGUCCUCCGGAAGCAUGAUAGGGAGACAACAGACAUCAGUGAAGCGGAUGCUAUAAUUUCAGAUGAGCGACUGCCGAAGGGGUUUACAAAGAUUGGAGAUACAAGAUACAUUUUGCGACCAGAAGCUAUUGAGAGUGUUUUCGUUCUCUACAGAAUUACGGGCCGCAAGGAUUUGCUCGAAUCUGCAUGGAAGAUGUUCCAGGCGAUCGAGAACAAUACCAAAACGGAAUUCGCGAACGCUGCAUUAAGCGACGUCACAGUGACAGACGGUAAUCCACUCAAGACCGACUCAAUGGAGAGCUUUUGGAUGGGCGAGACGCUCAAGUACUUCUAUCUCGUUUUUAGCGAGCCGGACCUGAUUAACCUGGAUGAGUAUGUCUUCAACACGGAGGCCCACCCGCUCAAGAGGCUUGUCCCGUGA
Phaeoacremonium minimum UCRPA7 is the source of this 1599-nucleotide messenger RNA. Its product is annotated as putative glycoside hydrolase family 47 protein. Gene Ontology annotation, biological process: N-glycan processing; carbohydrate metabolic process. The coding region runs from base 1 to 1599 and encodes 532 amino acids. The record is from RefSeq and is a predicted model, not a curated record. Lineage: Eukaryota; Fungi; Ascomycota; Sordariomycetes; Togniniales; Togniniaceae. Gene Ontology annotation, molecular function: mannosyl-oligosaccharide 1,2-alpha-mannosidase activity; calcium ion binding. The transcript has a single exon. Gene Ontology annotation, cellular component: endoplasmic reticulum; Golgi membrane.